AGAGGAGGAAGAUGGUAAAAUCCUGGAGUGGGUGAUGCCCAUGGUGGCCACAAAGGAAAACAGAGCCAAAACAUUCCACAAAAGCUUCAACACCAAUGGCGAAAUCGCUCCCUUUCACCCACGUCUCCCUCCUCUUCUUCCGCCCUAAACCCACUCUCUCCCUCUUCUUCAAGCCCCCAUCUCUCAGACUCCUCACAAGAUCCUCCUCAUUCCCACAUCUUUUCUCCACUACUUCCACCCCUCACCCUCUCCAAUAUGACAUGAUCAUCUCCCGCCCAGCACAGCCCCCACCCCCUCGACCCCGCCGCCGGCUCACCCCACUCCCCAACUCUAAACCCAAUGACUCGCCCGAUGCAGAAUCGCCCGACUCAGAAGGUUUUGAGAAUUGGGUUGAUCGGAAAUUGUCGGGUUCGGAUGAUUUGCAGAUGGAUAAAGCAAAGAGGAAGUAUUACAAUAAGAGGAGGAAGAGGAUGUACGGGUCGGAUUCGGACGAGGAUGGUGGUGCGGCGCAGGAGAAGUAUGUGGAGCUGAAGCAAGAAGUGGUGGAGCUUCGCACAUUGCACAAGAGAGAAGAGGAGUUGUAUUUUUACGACGCUUUCGCAUAUCCAUGGGAGAAGGAAAAGCAUUAUAAGAUGGUGUAUCAAUUGGAGAAGAAGUAUUUUCCUGAUCAUUGUUUGGAUAAGGCGUUUCUCGAGCCUGGAGAAACGAAUGAGAGUGCCAAUAAUGCGAAGGCGAAGAAGAGAGUGGGGAAGGGUGGGGAGAAGAGAGAGGAGAUUGGCGAUGGAGGGGACGAUAAGGGUCUGGUUUUCUUUGAGGGGGAAAAGGAUGAGAAAGUAUCGGUUUCAGCAAAGGAGAAAGAGCUUUCAGAGAAGAAGGUGGAGGAGUUCUUUAAGUGUUUGAAGAAAGUCCCCAAUAAGGAUGUUGAAGGUGAUCGUGGGGAGCCCUACUUUGUGACUAGGAGUAGUGAGCUGCCUCCGAGAUGGGACGGGCCCAGUGGGACUGUUGUUCUGAUAAACAAACCCAAAGGAUGGACUUCAUUUACGGUUUGUGGAAAGCUCCGCCGCCUUGUCCAAGUGAAAAAGGUAGGGCAUGCUGGAACUCUUGAUCCCAUGGCUACUGGUUUGUUGAUUGUUUGUGUUGGUAAAGCCACUAAGUUGGUAGAAAGUUAUCAAGGCAUGGUUAAGGGUUAUAGUGGUAUUUUUCGUUUAGGGGAGGCUACUUCAACUUGGGAUGCUGAUUCUCCGGUUAUUCAGCAUGAACCAUGGGAGCAUAUCAAAGAUGAGAACAUAAAGAAAACUGCUGCAUCAUUUUGUGGGGAGAUAUGGCAAGUUCCUCCAAUGUUUUCUGCCAUCAAAGUUGGAGGUGAAAAGAUGUAUGAGAAAGCCAGAAGAGGAGAAAGUGUAGAACUUUCACCAAGGCGGAUUUCAAUUUUCAAGUUUGAUAUUGAGCGAAGCUUAGAUGACAGACAAAAUUUGGUUUUCCGGGUGACAUGCUCAAAAGGGACUUAUAUUCGGUCAUUGUGUGCAGAUUUUGGGAAGGCCCUUGGCAGUUGUGCUCAUUUAGCUGCUCUGCGAAGAGACUCAAUUGGGCCAUAUUCAGCAGAUGAUGCCUGGGAAUUUAAAGAGCUGGAAGAAGCUAUCACCAAAGGUUAUUUUUAAUUGCCAAUGCUUCUCCCACCAAAAGAUUAUAACAAUUAUCAGGAGAGCAAGCACCAUUUUGAAGCUAUAGAAUUCACAACCACAAUUUUAUUUAUUUUUCCUCUUUUCCUUUUUGACAGAUUAGAAUUUAUUAGAAUGAAAGGCAUUGUACCUGACUUUCUACACUGUACUCAUUGUUUAAUUAUUCUGUAUAAUCCAUUAAUACUUGCAUCAGUUGCAAGUUUCUUCAAGUAAGCAUGAGUAAUAAGAAAUUCUUUGGCUUC
Vitis riparia (riverbank grape) is the source of this 1921-nucleotide messenger RNA. RefSeq lists its product as uncharacterized. Bases 96 to 1658 code for a protein of 520 amino acids. NCBI's taxonomy places the organism in Eukaryota, Viridiplantae, Streptophyta, Magnoliopsida, Vitales, Vitaceae. Gene Ontology annotation, cellular component: mitochondrion. The transcript has 9 exons. Gene Ontology annotation, biological process: tRNA modification; mRNA pseudouridine synthesis. The record is from RefSeq and is a predicted model, not a curated record. Gene Ontology annotation, molecular function: RNA binding; pseudouridine synthase activity.